Molecule: messenger RNA, 1986 nt
Organism: Saccostrea cuccullata (small rock oyster)
Lineage: Eukaryota; Metazoa; Mollusca; Bivalvia; Ostreida; Ostreidae
Product: LIM homeobox transcription factor 1-beta-like
Exons: 8
Coding region: 394-1335 (313 amino acids)
Biological process (GO): regulation of transcription by RNA polymerase II; neuron differentiation
Cellular component (GO): nucleus
Molecular function (GO): RNA polymerase II transcription regulatory region sequence-specific DNA binding; DNA-binding transcription factor activity, RNA polymerase II-specific
Source: RefSeq, a predicted model, not a curated record
UGUUUUACUGUCUUGAUCAAGAAUGACGGAAUAAAAGCGAACUAGCGAUCUUAGCAUGUCUUUUGUGUGUGCCAGUUAUAAAAUGUAUUGAAAUAUAAUACGUAUUUUUAAAAUAAAAAAGCAUUUUCCAUCCUGUGCAUGCAAGCUUCCAUUACAACGAGACAACAGCAAUUGCCUGUCGUAUAAAAACAGCGUUUGGAAACUUAAGAUAUUUCAGAUUUUCUGGAAUUCCAAUUCAAAUGGUCAAACUCUGAAAAGACAACGAAGGCACCCGUGGAGAAUGCAGUAACCUUCCUCCACAAUCUACCCCAGAUACUUGUAUGAGAGGGAGCAAUUUCAAGCGUUUUAUCGAUCACAACCUCACAGCACAGGUGUCGCAAAGAGGUGACAGAGAUGCCAAGCAUCCAUGAAGAGAUCUGUGCAGGGUGUGGUUACCCCAUCCGUGAUAAAUACUUGUUAAAGAUAAACGACAAUGUCUGGCAUGAACACUGUUUGCAGUGCGCCAUCUGUCGGCUUUCCCUCUCCGGAACUUGUUACAGCAAGAACGGUCACCUAUACUGCAAAUCAGACUACGACAAAUUAUUCCGCGGGCGGUGCAGCGGUUGUGGAUUCAGCAUAGACCCCCAAGAUUUAGUCCGCCGAGUGUACUCGAACACGUACCACCUGCCUUGUUUUCGCUGUGUGGAGUGCGGACACGUGCUACAAAAUGGAAACGAGUUCUACAUCAGAGACGGCCAGAUCUUUUGUCGAUAUGACCACGAUAAAGAGUUCCACAUACCCUCAUUCAGCCCAAAAGUGGAUGAAGACAGUGAUAGCUACGAAGAUUUCGAUUUGGACGUAGAUCGUCAGGCCAAACGACCAAGAACCAUCCUAACCACAAGUCAACGAAGGAAGUUUAAGCAGGCUUUUGAAGCCAAUCCAAAACCGUGCCGCAAGGUUCGUGAACAACUUGCAGCAGAAACAGGGUUAACUAUAAGAGUUGUCCAAGUAUGGUUUCAAAAUCAGAGAGCCAAGGUGAAGAAAACUUCUCGGAAGGGUGGUAAAGAGACAAGUGAAAAGGGAAGAAAACGAAAACUUCGAAGUGAGGAUGGAGAGAAGGAUGGGUUUCAAGAAUAUGAGGAUAUGAAUAGACCCACAUCUGACAACGAAGGAUCAAUGUAUUCAAACAUGGACAGCGGCAGUAAUAUGUUUCUGGAAAUGCCGACUUCUGAUGAUUCUGACGAGUCGCCUGUCCCUCCCAGAAUAGACAGCUGCCAAGAUGGCGGCACUCCCUGUCCUACCAAUCACAUUAACAAGCUGUAUUCAAUGCAGACCUCUUACUUUUGUGCGGAGUAGUCGGAAUGGUGAUUCAGCGAUUUCGUCCAUUUCAUUUAUUCCGCCCAAAUCCGGUACACUGGUGCAUUACAAAAGUUAAAUUUCACUUUCGUGUAUAUAUUUUAAAAAUUAUAUAUUUAUUAUUAUGCUUUUGCUGCAGAACUGCAGUCAUGUUGUCUCAUGUAAUGGGAAUAUACUGUUGUGUCCAUUUUUCCGCUGUACAUGAAGCAGUCUGGUGCUUCUGUUGUACUUAUUUCAAUGUUAUGGGGUAAAAUUAUUAACAUUUUCCUUGCAUGCGAUUAAUUUAAGAAUCCAUCUUUACACGUCAUAAGCUCUUGUCCAUACAUACUUAGCAUCACUACAAUUCUCAUAAAAUGAGUUCAUGAACGAAAUUUUCACACACAAGUUCAUUAAAAUGGGCUUGAUCAUCCAGCCAUGUCUUUGUUCUCAAAUAAGGUAAGAAGACAUAAUUAGCUACUUAGAAUAAAUAGAAUUUUAUUUUUGGAAUAAAUUUCUGCAUUCACCGCCGCCAUCUUUGUUUUUCAACACCUGGCCGUCCUGUACAUUGUCUGACCACGAUAGUUCAUGUAUGUUGUCAGAUUACUUUUACUUCCCUGUGUUAAUAUUUUGUAGUAUUUAUUAUUUCUUUAUUGAUAAUAAAACGUUUAUGUG